AGGAGAGGCAUCUUUCAACACGUGGUUCCUCCUUCACUUCUCACAGAGAUGAGAGGAGCAGCUAUGAGUCUAACUGCAGCAGCGAGUGGAUUAGUCGUCUUCCUGCUCUCUGUGUCAGUGGUUCAGGGUCAGGAUGGCUGGGGAGUGGCUUACACUUCUACUGAGAUCUGUGCAGUGAAAGGAUCAACAGUGGAGAUGAGAUGCAGCUACAAAUACCCAUCUACAAUAAGUGGCCGUGUUAACAGAGUAGAGAAAAUAUUCUGGUUCACUAAAUGGAAAGGUGGUGAACGUGUAGAUCUGACCACAGACCCAGAGUAUGCAGGUCGUGUAGAGGAUCUCUGUGAAAACAACAUCUGCACUCUGAGAAUCAGAAACCUGACAGAGAGCGACUCAGCUGAGUACAAGUUCAGGAUCGAAACAAACCAAGAAGGAGGAACAUUUACUGGUUCACAUGGAGUCAGUUUGAAUGUCACAGGUCUCACGGUGCAGGUUGAACCCACAUUUACUAACCGGGCAGAGCUGAAGUGUCAGAGCAGUUGUCUUGUACCCUCUGGUCAUUAUGUCUGGUACAGGAACGGAGAGAAAACUAGGACUGCAAUAUAUUCUACUCUCUUAUUCACAUUUGGUGAUACAGGCACAUAUUCCUGUGCUCUGAAAGGACAUGAAGACUUCCCCUCUCCUGCAGUGUAUGCUCCAAAGCGUCCCUCUGUGUCAGUGAGUCCCUCUGCUGAGAUAGAGGAGGGCAGUUCAGUGACUCUGAACUGUAGCAGUGAUGCUAACCCAGCAGCUAACUACACCUGGUACAAGGAGGAUGGAAAUCAGAAACGUCCUCCUCUCACUACAGAACCACAGCUUUUCUUCAGCUCCAUCCAGUCCUCUGACUCUGGACAGUAUUUCUGUACAGCUGAGAACGAGCUGGGGAAGAUCACAUCAAAAGUGAACUCUGUUGAUGUGAAAUAUGCUCCAAAGCUCCCCUCUGUGUCAGUGAGUCCCUCUGCUGAGAUAGAGGAGGGCAGUUCAGUGACUCUGACCUGUAGCAGUGAUGCUAACCCAGCAGCUAGCUACACCUGGUACAAGGAGAAUGAAGACUCUCCAAAAGCUUCAGGACAGAUCUUCACCAUCACUGACUUCAGAGCUGAACACAGUGGGAGUUAUUCCUGUGGAGCCCAGAACAAGUUAGGACGUAGUAACUCCACCUUUCAUCUGAGUGUUGUGGCAGGGAGUUCAACAAUGAUAGUGAAUAUCAUCAGGAUGACUCUGGGGGUCUUGAUGCUGAUUCCUGUGUUUCUCGUGGGUCUGUGGAUCAGGAAGAAGAAAGCUCUGAGGUCCACUGCACGUGAACCUGUAGAGAUAGAGUUGGACUCUAUUCCUGAGUAUGAGAACGUCUCACACACUGCAGCACAGACAGAAGACAGAGAGUAGCAGGACGACCUGGUGUGAAGUCCAGUCAGGUUAGAGCCUCCUGCAUCAGAUCAAACAGGCCCACUCCACAUUUAGAGUCACAGUUCCAGCUGUAACUUUACUCAAAGUCUCCUGUGAUUUUCUUCAGACGCUCACCUGAUGGAAACAAAGAAGAACGACGUUGUAUAUAUUCACCUUCAACUCCCAACAUUUUUCAUUGUCAGUUUCCAGUAGCAGCAGCUUGUAGGUUUAGAAGAAUGUGAAGUGAAUCAUGUCGAGGUGUCGAACAUGAUGUAGUGUUAAGAUCAGCUGAUGGUCAUGUGCUCUAACGUGCUGAUUUAACUAUACAUGCUUAUAUGUUAUAUGUACAUUUGUUGAUAUUACAAAAGUCUAGGAUAAGUCUUACGCAAAUUGUUGCUUUUAAAUUCAACAUAAUGAAUUCUUUUUAAAUAUCUUGGUUUGUAGCUGUCCUGCCUGAGAGAGACCUCAAAGCAUCACAUUUUACUCCAUGUACAGUUUAGAUUUGUUCACACUGAAAUGAAAAAUAAGCUCACUAGUAGAAAACCUUGAUGUUACAUUUUCCAAGUGUUAGUGUGUAAGACUCAAAUCAACAGCAGGCUUCUACAACAAGUUAAGGACAAAGCUUGUGUUCAGAAAUUCAGUUUUUCCGAAUUUCUUACUGAUUAGCUAAAAUCUAAUAAAUCUUGCUUUUGUUUUUCUCCCAAAUUCUCACUAUGGUGAUAACUCUAUGUACAGCCUGGGCAUUUCUACUUUCAGAUCAGGCAGAAACACGCCUGAGUUUAAAUUCCCGUACUGUACACUAAGAGAACAAAAGCUCUCCUAACUGGCUCGCCAAAUUAUAUCGGAGAUGGAAAUCAUAUUUGGGCCAGAUUAUGAACACAAAGCUCCUUACCAACAUGUUUUUAAAUUUAGUUUUCACAGGUUCAAAAAAGUUCUGAGUUCUGAGUUUGAUGUAUAGAGAUGUAUUCGUCCAGAGUCUGGGACAAAGACUGAUAUCCAAAGCAUAAUAAAGAGCAUUUAUAUAAGAA
Molecule: messenger RNA, 2450 nt
Organism: Trematomus bernacchii (emerald rockcod)
Lineage: Eukaryota; Metazoa; Chordata; Actinopteri; Perciformes; Nototheniidae
Product: B-cell receptor CD22-like
Exons: 9
Coding region: 49-1422 (457 amino acids)
Source: RefSeq, a predicted model, not a curated record